This is a messenger RNA of Sceloporus undulatus (fence lizard), 624 nucleotides long. RefSeq names its product leukemia NUP98 fusion partner 1 (gene LNP1). Bases 1 to 549 code for a protein of 182 amino acids. The transcript has 3 exons. Lineage: Eukaryota; Metazoa; Chordata; Lepidosauria; Squamata; Phrynosomatidae. The record is from RefSeq and is a predicted model, not a curated record.
AUGGACUAUGAAGAGGACGAUGAUAUCUCCUUUGCAAGAUGGAUGAGCAGUUUCUGGGGACACAAUGUGACAGACGAAAAAGAACAAGAGAGUAGAGCACAGAGGAAACAGCAGGAAAGGAGAGCUUCCCUUCCGGCGAAGCUUUCUGCUAUCCACAUGACAAAAUUUCAUGGUUCUACCAAGAUUCCAUCUUCAGGCCACCUGAAGGGUGGGAAAGAAUUGCGAAAAGACCAAGAUACAAAUUGUCAUUGUCAUAUGAAAGCUCGGAAAAAAUCCUCAAGUGGUAGUUCUGCCCAGCCGGCAAGUGGACCAAACAGUAGAUCAAACUCCAUCCAAGAGUUUUCAGAAUCUUUUGAAAGGCAACUGCAUUUCAAAAACAAACGCUCUGUUUCCUUGGAACCUGAAGGGAUGAAAGAGAGGAGAGAAAGAGAAAAACUGCGUAUUCCCAAAAGCAGAUCUCAUAAGAAAACGGCAGAAAGGGAGGAACCAAAGAUGGAGGAAGAGGCAGGAAAACUUUCUGUGGAUCUCCCAGCUGGGAAGCAUAAUUAAUAAUUCCCAUAAUAUAUAGACAUAAAAGUGUCAUAGACUGGGUUUUUUAAAACAAAUUUAAAAAAACCUCAGAGU